GGUCUAUUUAGAAUACGUAAACAAAAAAGAUAGAUGCUGAAAAUUCAGAUUGCCAAAAUGCUAUUCAUUCAGUCGACUCAUUUAAUCUGCAGACUUUGAUAAUGUGACAAAAUGGAAGUUCUGGGCACAGCAUCUCAUGCAGAAUUCAAUAAUUUCUACACCUCUACUACCCGCGAAUUACCAUCUAAAGGUAGCGAAACAGCCCGAGAAGGCGGUGAUGAUUUCUGCAAUAAAUCACAGGGCAAUGUUGGGCCUAUUCCAGAACAGUCUUGGGUGGAAUCAGCGGAACGCACACCUCGAACUAAUGUGUUAUAUGCAGAGGAAACUACAGAAAAGAAUGCUAAAGAUGAGCGGGAUCAGUAUCACAUACAAUAUCUUAUGACAAAAUUGCCUGUACUAGCAGAACAGUUCCAUGUGCAUCGGAAAGUAGGAGAGGGCACAUUUAGCUCAGUGUUCCUUGGUACGCUUAGGAAUUUAGAUCCAAAUAGUAAGCAUAUUCCUCGUCAGUUUGCCAUCAAACAUCUGGUACCAACAUCUUUACCAUCACGUACUGAACGGGAGCUGCAGUGCUUGCAGGAUAUAGGAGGCUCAGACAAUGUGAUUGGUAUUGACUUAUGUUUGCGCCAGGAUGACUGUGUGGUGUUCAUCAUGCCAUAUCUCCCUCACAAGAGGUUCAGUGACUAUGUUCAAGAUAUGAGCAUAGCAGAGACGCGUAAUUAUAUGCUGAAUUUGUUUAUUGCCCUACGUAGAGUUCACUCCUUCAACAUAAUUCACCGAGAUAUCAAGCCUAGCAACUUCCUAUAUGAUCGUGAAAAUAAGAAAUUUUUAUUGGUUGACUUUGGUCUAGCCCAGUGUGUAACAACUGAUCUUCCAAUGACUGAUACUCAUUCAGAACCAACGUUAUGUCCACAAAAAAGAAAACGUGAAGAGGAAGACAAGAGCUUGAGCAGUUCUAAAUGCAUGGACACUCCAGUCAUCCAGAAACGUAAGCGACUGGCUCUUCAGCCACGGACAAACGAGAGCAACAUAGCAAACAUUUCCAAGAAUGACACGCCGCAUAGCUACAGUUUUUCGGAAGCAACAGGUAGCAAUAGGAAGUGUGGGCCUGAGAAUGAUAUUCAUAAACUGGGCUUGUCUCCUUCAAGAAAUAAGGUUCUUCAUACAAAGAAUGAGAACACACCGCCACACAGCAGAAAGACCCCACGACACAAGGUUCUGCAGAACGAAGGAAUUCGCUCUCCACUGCAAGAUGGUGACAUCAGUAUGAAGCAUAACACCAUCAAGAAGAAGUUGUUCCCUGCUGGCUCACCAAAGAUCUCCAGUGGCACCCAUUUGGAUGGACCUAAGUUUCAGACUUUGGCUCCACAGACACCCAAUGGCCCCAGCUUUGUACGGGUGCAAAAUUCACAGGUUAAAUCUCAUCUAGUAAAUCCACCGUUAUCUUCGCAACACCAACAACAACAGAAAAAGCUUGUGUUUUCGAAGCCAUCGCCUGUAACCCAGGUGCAUUCUAAGAUGCCAAUGACCCGACAGUGCCACUGUUAUGGAAAGCCACGAGUUUGCUCUGUGUGUAUGGCUCGCAAAGUGCAGGCAGCUCCGAGAGCAGGCACUCCAGGUUUUCGACCCCCUGAAGUACUCCUCAAGUAUCCUCUACAGACAACAGCUGUUGAUAUGUGGGCUGCUGGAAUCAUCCUGCUUUGUAUUCUCAGCGGUUGCUAUCCUUUCUUCCGUUCACCCGAUGAUCUGAGUGCGCUGGCAGAGAUCAUGACAUUGUUUGGUACAGAGAGAAUAAAGAAACUAGCUGUCAAGCUGGGCCGCUUGGUAACGUGCAGUGUGGAGAAGAAAGCAAUGAAUCUGAGGAAGCUCUGUGAGCGUUUGCGUCGCCACCGAAAGGCGGGACGACCAGGUAUACCUCCAGGGACCCCUGUCUGUUCAGAGUGCAUGCAGGUUAUAGAUGAGUUGAAUGGAUGUCUGUGCCUUUCACCCAGUGAUUCUUAUGAGUCACCACAAUCUUCAAACAACAACAACUGUGAUUUGGAGAUGGAAUAUCCGAGCUCUGCAUACCAUCUUCUGGAACGACUUCUGGAUCUGAACCCUGAAACGAGGAUUACAGCAUCAGAAGCUUUGGAACAUCCAUUUGUUAAAGGCUGGUAAUGUUGUAGUUUCAUAAACAGAGUAAGUAUAAGUAGAAGUUUAGUUGGGUAAUUUACUAUUAUGUCUCAGAACAGUAAUGGAGGUACAGUGUAUUUCAGUGAAACGAGUCUUGUUGUUGCAGUUGGUAUAUCAGAACUGGAAUGUUUCAUAUUGAAAAGUGAUUGGUUAAGAAAUGCAUAUAUGAAACAGUAAUGGCAGAUUGCUACAGAAUUUUGUUUUAGUUUUUAACAUUUCAUAAGAGCUAUUUAUUUCUUGAAAGCUAAUGUGUGAAAUUGAAAUGUGUUGAUGAAGCAGAGAUUGAAAGGCAGUUUCUCCACCCAGUGGACUUCAUCCAGAGCUGGUACAUGCAGAUGCAAGGAAAGAUAAAUGAUAUUUUAUAUUAAUUUGAUUUGUCUCAUUCUGGUCCAUCACACUAUUAAUUACAA
Cryptotermes secundus is the source of this 2579-nucleotide messenger RNA. Its product is annotated as cell division cycle 7-related protein kinase. Gene Ontology annotation, molecular function: ATP binding; protein serine/threonine kinase activity. NCBI's taxonomy places the organism in Eukaryota, Metazoa, Arthropoda, Insecta, Blattodea, Kalotermitidae. Bases 112 to 2154 code for a protein of 680 amino acids. Gene Ontology annotation, cellular component: nucleus. The record is from RefSeq and is a predicted model, not a curated record. Gene Ontology annotation, biological process: mitotic DNA damage checkpoint signaling; protein phosphorylation. The transcript is spliced from 11 exons.